Lagenorhynchus albirostris (white-beaked dolphin) is the source of this 1887-nucleotide messenger RNA. It is a transcript of the gene HSF5, whose product is annotated as heat shock transcription factor 5. The transcript is spliced from 6 exons. The record is from RefSeq and is a predicted model, not a curated record. Gene Ontology annotation, molecular function: DNA-binding transcription factor activity; sequence-specific DNA binding. Bases 1 to 1887 code for a protein of 628 amino acids. Lineage: Eukaryota; Metazoa; Chordata; Mammalia; Artiodactyla; Delphinidae. Gene Ontology annotation, biological process: regulation of DNA-templated transcription.
AUGGAGGAGGCGCUGCUCUCCACCCCCAUCAACCCCAACAACUUCCCCGCCAAACUGUGGCGGCUGGUGAACAGCCCCCGGUACCGCUCGAUCCGCUGGGACGGCCGCGGCGAGGGGCUGCUCAUCGACCAGCCGCUCUUCGAGGCUGAGCUGCUCAGCCCGCCCGUGGCGGGGGCCGGCGGCUGCAGCGGCGGCGUCCGGGGCGCCAGAGCCGAGCCCGAGCUCUUCAAAACCACCAACUUCACCAGCUUCAUCCGCCAGCUCAACCUCUACGGCUUCCGCAAGGUGGUGCUGGGCGGGCCGGCCGCGGCGGGGCCCGAGCCGGGGCCUGGGGGCGGCGGGCCGGCGGGCGACGGGCCCCUCCACCACUUCCACAGUCCACACUUCCGUCGCGACCAGCCGCACCUGCUCGUGCACCUCAAGAGGCUCACCAGCGCCAACAAGGCCAAACUGGCGGCCGGCCUGGAGGUGCCCUGCCGGCCGCCCAACCGCUUCCAGAGGCUCCUCAUCACGUCGGCCUCGGCCUCGGCCUCGGCCUCAGCCUCCGCCUCAGCCUCGGCCUCAGCCUCGGCCUUGGCCGCCACCUCCCCGCUGCCACAUCAGGAGCCGCCGCCGCCACCCGCGGGGUCCCAGCCCGAGUCGCACGGACCAGUGGCUGUAGGACAAUUCCACCGGUCGUUCCGGCGAGAUAGUUUGUCUCCUUACUCCUACGUAUCAGCUCCAUCCCACAACCACGGUCCUUUCCCUCUGAAAGGUUUAGAUCGGACCCCGAUUCCUCCUAGAACAUGGCAGAACUCUCUUGGAAUGCACCCAGGACAAGUGGAAACGUCUCUCACUUUUUCAGAUAAAGGGGUUCCAUUUCCUGUACUACAGAGGUUUCCAACUGAGGUUACAUAUACCCUGCAGCCCAGUGCCACAUCCGUACAUGUUCAACAAGGUCCUCAAACAAUGAUCAGCUCCUCCCAGAAAUAUAGUAACUACACACCGUCAGCGCAGUACUCCCAAGCCUACUAUCCAACAGCUGUGCUGCAGUGCUGCUCUCCUACCCACAUGGAUGCGCUCAGUAGUUGUGUGACUCCCACUGCCCCUUCCUAUGCACACUGCAACUACUUCCAGAAUCCUCCAGUGCAAUCCUCCUAUCCAGUUGAAUUUCUGCCUUCUGAUUGGCCUUGCAGUGCUACUGAUGAAAAUAAAAAGUCAGAAUUAAACCUAGAGGCUGCUUUUCAGAUAGUAGAUGAGUUGCAUUCCUCCCCUAAAUUGGAGAUGGUAAAGGUGGAGCCUGUUGAGAAUCAGUGCUCAACAUCUCAGUCUAACAGAGGCCAACAUAUCCUAGCGAAUUCAAACAACAGCAAUCCAUCUUCCACAAGUCAGGCUAGCCAGCUGGAGCCACUUACUGCUGUAGGCUCAGAUAUUACGUCUUUUGUGGCUGGAACAGAACAAGCAAUUACCUGCUCUCUACCACAGUCACCUGAGUACAACUAUACCAUCCACACGGCUCAGCCUGUUGAAAACACUACAAUGCAGGAGUCUGCAGCCAGUCAGCAAGCUCAUGUCAAACCGAAGGAGCAGCUAAGUCAUAAUCCAUCUCCGUCUUCAGUAGUAUUUGUGCAGGAAGGGCUACCGUUCAGCACACGCGAGGUGGAUGCCAGUAUAAAAUGCCAGAUGAAAACACCUGAGAAUAUCUUGCCUUCAGAACAGAUGGGAUUCCUUAUUUCAGAAAUGGGGCCUGCUAGCAAGCCUAGUAAAGACACAGGUUUAUCCACUCCAGCCAGAUACAGCGAGCGAAGAAGCAACUCACAGCAAGGAAAGUCCCCUGAUCUUCAUCUGCUGGUGGAUGUGGCCUGCAAACAGGAGCACUUUCCACAGGAGGAAGAAUUAAAAGAGUGA